AUGGCGACAACCUCGCCGACACCCAUGGGCAAUGGCCUUGUCCGAAGAACAUCACAAAGACAAGCCCUUAGGAGAUUACCUUCGCGCCCAGCUGCAAACCACAACGAGAGCUUUUCUGCUCCUACGAACCAACCACUUCCCAAUGGCUAUCACCCAAAACCUCAGCAAUUCCACGAUGAUAGCUCCGAGGAUGAGAUCCCGGUACCUAUGAAGCUCAGUGCUCUCACCAAGGCGCUUCUCAAUGAUGGUGAUCCCGUACCCGCAGAGCGUCCGGUUUCACCUCCCCGAACGCGACGGCGCACGAGUGCCCUGAACGCGUCGACAUCUUCAACCAGUGAGACCCGCCGACAACGAAGGUCCGGAAGCGUACAGCCCCACGACACAAGGUCCUCAAGACCAACAAGCCCAGCACAAGUACAAAGUCGAGAGAUCAGCCCCGUUAGAAAGCGAGUUGUUCGAUUAAGCAACACGCCUCAAAGUCUAAAUCAAUUAAAGCCUACCAAGCGACGUUCGACCUCGACAUCUCGCUCAACCCAACGGUCCCGACCUCAAAGCCGCCCUGAUAGCCGCGAUAUGUCUUCUGACGAGCGCUAUGAUUCUAAGCAGGACUCAAAAGAUUCCAAACAGGAUUCUCAACUGGACGUGAACACCCCAGCGCAGGGCGGGCGCGUUGUGCGAAUUAAUGCCGGUUCUCCCAGCAACAGGAGUCGGCUUGGCUCCACUGGCCCUUCUUCAGGGAGAUCCGCGGACCGAUCUAUGGUGGACAGAUCUACAAUUGAAGACAAUGACCAGCUCGAGGAGCCUGCGACGGUUGCGAGGAAUCCUCCUCCCUUCCACCACGGCAGCGUCUCCAGGUACCCUUCGACAACGACGAGGACAAGGCCCGAAGAUAACGGGAACCUGCAGAAUUCAAUGCGUGUGAGGCGCGUCAGCAAGGUUGCCGGCAGCUUCUUGAGUGGCCCAGCUCGACGCGGUCGCCGGAGACAGAGCGAAGAGGAGGGCGAAGGACACGCAGAUGGAGACAUCUUGUCUAGUCAUGAAGCUGACGGCCAACCCGCCGAGGACCAGCAUGCCGCCUCAUAUUAUGGAGAUGGUAUCCGAGACUUCAAUUCGGGAAGUCCAGUUAGCGGACAGGCCGCCGCCAGAGCAAUCCACCGUCGCAAUGCUUCUAACAUCGAUUUGCGACUCGGUGCCGCUAGGCAAUAUUCAAGGGAAACAUCGCCAAGAGAAUCCACCCCAGAAGUGCAGGUUCCGGAACCAGAAGCUAAACCUGAACCUGAAGAGGAAAUACACUACAGACUCCCUGCUCCACGACCAGAACUGCCUUCUGGCCGCGACCAAGAGAAUGACCAGCCAAGCCUCAAGAGAAACAAGCCAUCCAUGGAUGCGAUUCUAGACAAGAUGCCAAAACGACCCAUGAGCGCCGAUCCUGCUCCUGUGAGACCAGCUUCACCCGACAGGAAACCGCUUGCCUCGAUGGCCCGAAACACUCCUCUACGCCAUGCUCCUCCCCCGCCCCCAAAGAUGUCUGUCCUUGAGGCUGCCACCGCCACCGCCGGUGCUGCUACAACCACACAAGCAAAGCAGCGAAGGAAUAUUUUGCGUGUGAAUGGUGUUGCCUAUACACGUCUUGAUUGUCUUGGCCGAGGUGGCAGUGGAAAGGUUUACCGUGUUGCCGCUGAAAACGGCAAGAUGUUUGCCCUCAAGCGUGUUUCCCUGGAGAAUGCAGAUGACUCGACCAUCAAGGGAUAUCUUGGUGAAAUCGACCUGCUGAAGAAACUGGGCGAAGUGGAGAGAGUUAUCAAAUUGUUCGAUUGUGAGAUGAACACUGAGAAGCAGGUUCUAACUUUGCUUAUGGAGAUUGGAGAGCUGGAUUUCAACACCUUUUUGAGGAAGCGAUAUAACCCCGAGGCUGCAAAAUUCGACCCAGUUUUCGUGCGAUUCUACUGGAAGGAAAUGCUUGAGUGUUUGCAGGCUGUUCAUCAGUGCGAUAUCGUCCAUUCUGAUCUUAAGCCCGCCAACUUUGUUCUUGUCAAAGGCCAACUCAAGCUCAUUGACUUUGGCAUUGCCAAUGCCAUUCAGACAGAUGAGACUGUCAACGUCCAUCGUGAGACCCAGGUCGGAACCCCGAACUAUAUGUCUCCAGAAUCUCUCAUGGACUCGAACAACCCCCGAGGAGGCCGUGCCCCUGGCCGACCUAAGCUCAUGAAGCUUGGCAAGCCCAGCGACAUUUGGUCUCUGGGCUGCAUUCUGUACCAGAUGGUUUAUGGCUUGCCACCGUUUGGUCACAUUGCCAACCAGAUGUCAAGAUGUCAGGCUAUUAUCAAUUGGGACCAUGAGAUCGAGUUCCCCUCCCGCGGCAUGGGCGGCAUGUCUGUUCCACCUUCUCUCAUCCGCACCAUGAGACGCUGCCUCCACCGCAACCACCAUAUGCGCCCGAACUGCGAGGAGCUACUGCACGAGUCCGACCCCUUCUUGUACCCUGCUGAGCUCACUGAUAAGGCUCUUCCCAUCGACGAGGAACUGCUUGGUAGAAUCAUCCAGAGCGUGGUGACGAGAUGUCGCGAGCGGAUGCCCACCGAGGCUGAAAUCCUUAGUGUUUGGCCACAAGCCUACUGGUCCAGUGUUAAGAAAGCCAUGGCCGGCAGGAUGUAA
Messenger RNA from Fusarium pseudograminearum CS3096, 2655 nucleotides. RefSeq lists its product as uncharacterized. Gene Ontology annotation, cellular component: spindle; kinetochore; nucleus. Gene Ontology annotation, molecular function: protein serine/threonine kinase activity; protein serine/threonine/tyrosine kinase activity; ATP binding. The record is from RefSeq and is a predicted model, not a curated record. The transcript is spliced from 2 exons. NCBI's taxonomy places the organism in Eukaryota, Fungi, Ascomycota, Sordariomycetes, Hypocreales, Nectriaceae. Gene Ontology annotation, biological process: protein localization to kinetochore; chromosome segregation; peptidyl-serine phosphorylation. The coding region runs from base 1 to 2655 and encodes 884 amino acids.